This is a messenger RNA of Hypanus sabinus (Atlantic stingray), 1579 nucleotides long. RefSeq names its product stabilizer of axonemal microtubules 1. The record is from RefSeq and is a predicted model, not a curated record. Gene Ontology annotation, molecular function: microtubule binding. The coding region runs from base 48 to 1127 and encodes 359 amino acids. Gene Ontology annotation, cellular component: cytoskeleton. Gene Ontology annotation, biological process: microtubule anchoring. The transcript is spliced from 8 exons. Lineage: Eukaryota; Metazoa; Chordata; Chondrichthyes; Myliobatiformes; Dasyatidae.
AGUGGGUUCUCUUUAGGAACACACUUCAAAAAGAAAUAUUUAUUAAAAUGGCUCUCAAUUAUUUGAAAAAAAUAGAAGAUCUGGAAUUCCUGGAGUUUUCAUGCCUCUGUGAGCUGUGUGAUUGUGGUCAACACAAAUGCCAUCAGAAUUGCAAGAAGAACCAAUCAAAUCAGCAACGCUCAGUGAAUACUGACUGGCUUCUAACAAACUACCAGUCAUCCUUCACAAGACCUCUGAAUGUCCUGCCCCGCAGCAGCAAGAGACCACUGCGCACACCGCCACACCCCAACCCACCAGCUAUGCAGUGUGAAACCACACAGCGUUUGGAAUUUGGGCCAAAAGUCCUGAAGGAAUGGAAACAAGCUGGGAACAGGGAACAACUUCACUCUAAAUCUGUCCACACCAAGGCAUUAACUCUGAAAGAGCGUCCAGUGACGGUACAGAAAUGUCCUAGCACAAGCUCACAGUCUGGUCGAUUGAGUUCCAGAAGCAACACCAACAGCAAGAGUCGGAAGUCAGAGCCUCAAGUGAGAUCUGGGGAACGUCUGACCACAGCAGGUGUUCAUGAUUUGAAUACCACUUACCAAGUCAUGUUUCAGCCUUUACCCUUCGAGAAACAGCACACAGGAUCAAAGAAGCGACCAAAAGCCAAACCCACUCCCAUGGACCUGCUCAGCAGUUACCGCAAAGAUUUUCCUGAACACCACCAACCAAAGAUGAACUUGAUAAUACCAGCACAGGACAACCUGCAAGUUAACCGCCAUCUACCGACGGAUUUCAACACAAUUCAGAGAAAUUCAUACAUUGGCUGGGAUACUACUCGUUAUCCCCGCCCUGACCCUAUUAAAUAUAAAGAUGAGUUGUCUGUAGGGGAUGGACUCAUUGAAAGUGAGACAGUGACACAGGGGAGGAUUGAAAGUACAUCAGUCACUGGACGAGAUUUCACUCCAAAAAAUGUCUGCGAGCCAAUGUAUUCAGCUAAACAACAAAAGAACACUCCUGGCCACCGUGAAGCCUGCAGUUCAAUGCCCUUCCCCAUGUGCAAGCUGCAAGCCUAUCUGAUUCACCAGCAUUUCAAAAAAAUGAAAAUUUCCAACAGAGCCGUGCCUAUUACAUGCACACAAUAAGAGUACAGCCAGAGCUGGUGAACCAUAGCCACAGUACAUUAAUACUUCAUCCCAUCAAAGUCUUUAUAACUCAAGCAUGAACCAAUCUGCCUUAGGUCAUCAUCACUGGAUUAUCGUCUUAAUGCAACGUGGAGGCAAUCUUACCAUUCAGUCUAUACAUCAAAUGAAAAAAGUUUGUUCCACCAUCUUGAGGCAACCCAGGAUUGGCAAUAAAUGCAGGCCUUGCCAGUGACAUAGUGACAGUUACAUCCAAACGAGGAUGGUGGAUACCACAUAUUAAAGAUUUUUGUAAGAAUGUUUCUAGGACAGAUCAGCAAUUACAUGUCUUGUUUUAAUACUAGCUAAUCAACAUAUGUUUUUGGAAUCUAUGUGGAUGAGUUCCAAGUUGUUAUAUUAAUUAUAGAAUAUAACCAAGAUUUUGUUCAAAAAAUAAAAAAAUAUUGUUCUUUUAA